GGGGAGGCUGGAGGAGCAAGCGGAGCUGCUCCAGGCAGGGCGGGCAUGCAGGGCAGGCGGGCUGGCCAGGGGGGCGAGCCGGGGGCGCCCCGCACCAUGGUCCCCCCGCUGUCCCUGCUGUGACUGCCCGCACCAUGAGCACCUGGGAGCUGCUGCUGGCCUUGGCGGUGGUGCUGCUGAUGCUCGUGGCCCUGCUGGCCAACGUGCUGGUGCUGAUGUGCUUCCUGUACAGCGCCGACAUCCGCAAGCAGGUGCCGGGCUUGUUCAUCCUCAACCUCACCUUCUGCAACCUGUUGAUGGCCGUCUCCAGCAUGCCCCUGACCUUGGCCGGGAUCAUUUACAAAAGUCAGCCGGGAGGAGACCAGCUCUGCCACGCUGUGGGCUUCCUGGAGACUUUCCUCACCAGCAGCUCCAUGCUGAGCAUGGCAGCUCUGAGCAUUGACAGGUGGAUUGCUGUGGUCUUCCCCCUGAGUUACCACUCCAAGAUGAGGUACCGGGACGCCGCUCUCAUCCUGAGCUACACGUGGCUGCACUCGGCGUCCUUCCCCAUCGCGGCAGCUUCUCUCUCCUGGCUGGGUUUCCACCACCUCUACGCCUCCUGCACGCUCUACAGCAAGAGACCCGAGGAUAGGACACAGUUUGUGAUUUUCACUGGGGUCUUCCACGCCCUCAGCUUCCUGCUGUCCCUCGUGGUCCUGUGUUUCACAUAUCUCAAAGUGCUGAAGGUGGCACGGUUCCACUGCAAGCGGAUCGACGUGAUCACGAUGCAGACCCUGGUGCUGCUGGUGGACAUCCACCCCAGCGUGCGGGAGCGAUGUCUCGAGGAGCAGAGGCGGCGGCGGCAGCGGGCAACGAGGAAAAUCAGCACCUUCAUUGGCACCUUCAUCCUCUGCUUUGCACCUUAUGUCAUCACCAGACUUGUGGAACUAUCCUCCGUGGCCCACAUCAGCUCCCACUGGGGGAUCAUCUCCAAGUGCUUAGCUUACAGCAAAGCCGUCUCAGACCCUUUUGUGUACUCUUUGCUGCGGCACCAGUACAAGAAGACGUGGAAGGACAUGCUGAACAAGGUGCUCAAGAGGAGCUCCAUCAACUCGUCGGCGCUGGCGGGCGAGCGGCACGGCCGGAGCGUGCCGGCGCCGGGCGAGUGAGGGGCUGCCGGGCACACAGCCCGUCUGGGACAGCAGCUGCCUCACCCCAGAGCUCUGCUCAGCCCUCCAGCUUCUUGGAGGCAGCUGUGGGCAGGGCUGAGUCCCUCCAAAGGCCCAUGUAACGUGCAGGCUGCUCGUCCUCCCUCUGGCUGGAAGAGCGCUAUUGAUCCGUGGUCAGGCUCCAUAAAUACAAAUCUCCCAUUGAUUUCCAUCAGCAGCUAUAGAUAACAAACUAGUCCUCAGCAGAGGGAUUCGUGAAAGUAAUGGGAGCAAACUGCUGCUGGCUCAAGAUUAUUCUGAAAAGCUGCAGAGGGGUAUUUGUGCUGUGCUUGUCAUUGGCUGCAGGUAAAGUUGCCUCUGAUGUAGCUGCCAACGUGGCUUUACAGAAACCACCCCACCCUAAUGGCUUGAGAAGGUUGUGUCUAGAAAAUAUCUUAAUGGGAAAAGCUUAAAAAAGCCCCCAAGCUAAAUAUUUAUCCAGCACCCAACACAGUUCAGCCUUUUCUGAUUUAUAUUUUAGGAAGAAUCCCAUAGAACUGAAGGAGGAUAAAAACCACUUUUGGAGUGUGCUGGAUUCAGCCAUGUCUUCUCUAAAUUUUUUAAGUUAUUCACAUAGAAUCCCACUAAUAUUCUCUCCAUUAAAUUUCAGGAAAAGACAAAUGGCAGACAGGGUGGAAAGGUCAGGAUGCCUCCUGCCUACCUUCCAUAUAUCUGAGCUCUGAAUAGCUGGAUUUUGCCCAAAGCUGCAGAUCUGGGCCCUGUGCCCAGGAGGAAAAAUAACAAAUCUCUUUUUCUGAGGAGUUAUUAAUCAUGGAGUUUUUUUCCUGCUUAAAGGAAAGAUGAGCCUAAAUCUGAGUUUCAAGUAUAAUUUCCAAAGCAAAUGGAGCACAAAUAAUAGGGCUCCCUCUCCACCAUGAAAGUGGAGCCAAUAAUCUGAAUCCACAUCUGAAUGUGCAAAUCUCUGGAGGUGUCAGUACAAACCUUUAUAGCUCUGGAUUGCAGUUCUGCAUAGGAACAUUAUUAACAUUUACCAUGCACUCAGAUGCCUGCCCAGAUUUUUAAAUAAGCUUGGUUAAUUAGGCUUCAUAAUGCAAUGGUAGCUCCAAUAGCAGCUGGCACAACUGGCUGUGCUGCCAUCUAUCCCUGCUCAUAUUCCAGCUGUCAAUGGCAUUCUGAGGAAAUAAGGCCUCAAGUUGCAAAAUAUGUGGGAUUACUUUUUAGUUGCCACCUUCUCUCAUGCAGGAAAAGGGCUUGGCAUGUUGCAAAAAAUGUCCACUGUUGAAUUUUCUGGCCUGUGAUACAAAACCCAGACUGGGGACUCAGUGAGGGGCUUCACCCCAAAGUCAGUGAAUGUGGGAUAACACCUCAGUUAUUAUCUGAAGAUUAUCAGCUACCAUGUAAAUUAAAAAUUUCAGCUUUAUUCUUAAUUUCAGUUAUAAAAAAUACCAUAAUUACAAUAAACUCCACACAUAAUUAUAGCAAAAUAAUUUAGGAAAGCCUAAAUUAACAUUUAAAACACUGCAUUGAAAUGAGCCCUUAGCCAGAUUAAAUAGUCUACCUCAUCUUAAUAAUUUUGUUUUUUAGGCUUAGCAUAAUUUUCUCAGGUGCAAUAGAUAAAAACACCCAGUUCAGUAUUUGUUCCUGAGGAAAUUCAAGACAUAUUGAUGAUGGGACUGUAUUAGAAUACAGGAUGUUCUAAAGUUGAUUGUUACUGAGUUAAAAAGAUAAAAAGCUCCACUUUGAGCAUGUUUGACUUAAAUUGCACCAGGAAAGUCCACGGCUGUGAUAAACUUACACAUGGAGCUGAUGCCAAAGUCAGUGGGAGGUUUGUAUGUCAAUAAGGGCAGCUCCAGAAACAUUCAAACCUUCAAAUUCAAAGAGAAUAAGCUAAUUUCCCAGGAGAAAAAAAAAACCAAACUAUAAUCCACUUAGGAUGUCUAGUAAUAGAUGGAGAAUACAGCACUGGACUUGUCUCAUUAUGCUUGUGUAUCACAGUCAGUCACUGGUUGAUUUACAUCCACCAUGAGCAAUAAAUCUCUCCCCUUGUAUGUGUUUAAAAAUUUGUCUCUCUUUCAUGGUGCCUUUCUCCUAUAAUUAAUCUUAUAACAGAGAAUAGAUAGAAUUUCCCUUUCCUUGCAUCAGCUCUCUGUCAUAUUUUGACCAUCUGAAGCAAGCAGGAGUUGUAAAUGCUGGUGCUUGACAAACUGCCUCAGUACAGGAAAUAAAAAAUACCACCCCAGCAUUUCCUGAUGACAUUUUAUAGGAUACUCAAAAUAUGGUACUGUGGCUUGUUAAGUGCUAGAUUUUCAGCUGAAUUCUUAUAGGCAACUGGCAAAAUUUUCUAAAAUGUGUGUCUCAGUGAUGAAUGUAGAUAUGAGUAACUAUCUGUCUGCUGAGUAUUACAUGUGCUACACAACACUCUGAUUGGAGUGAGUUAAAAUGAUGCUGGUAAAUGUAAUAAUGCUCAGUAUUUAUUAUCUCUGCCCAUGAAGCAGAGCUGUUCUCUUGUCUAACACGUGUGUGUGCAAGGGGGGAGGUGGGGAAAUUUCCAUCUGUAACUUAAAUAUUUUUGAAAAAAGUUUGUAAAGUUUGGCUGCAACCUGUGCCCAAAAUCUGGAGCUGCAUGUGCAAAAUCUGGGCAGCUGCUUAGGCAAUAUGCAUUUUCUGUUUGUUGUGUCUGUGACCCAUAUGCAAUAGCUGCUCCUCACAUGCAUGUUCAAUUAACAUUUCCUUCAUCUCUUGUAAAUUUGGCAGGCAGAGCACUGGCAGAUGAUUAAGAGAAUGCUGUCCACUGUGUUGUCUUGUGGAUUCUGAGCUUUUUCCUUUGUUCAUUUUAAUGGUUUUUGCAUCAUUUCAGAGCCCUGACUGAGAAUUGUGGUCCUGGUUUCUGUUGUGCUCUUGAGCCAGUCUGAGUGUGAAGAUCUGGGUAACUGCAAUUGGCAAAAACUAUGAGGGACUGGUAAGGGUUUGUUGAACAAUUAUUAAGGACCAGGCUCUCUCUUGACAUAAAUCAAAAUAAUGGUGGUUUCACCUGAGGAUUUGGUCCAUUAGAUAACUUUAUCCAGGGUUUAUAGAUCCCUUCUCUAUGUGUUUUUAUGGUAUUUACAAAUGGAAGGAUGUAAACAGGAUUCAGGGAGUUCCUCUGAUGUGCAAGUGCUCACUUCCAAUGUCAGGCAACCACACAACUAAUUCAGUUCCAUCCCUGUUCAUACACUUUGAGUAGAUGGCCCUAAAAACCUCUUUUCAGUAGCCCUAAAUCAGACUUUUUAAAACUUCCCUUAUGUCUUAAAAAAAACCCCAAAAUCUUAGAGAUGAAAAAUGCUCCAGACAAAUCCUUAUGGAGCCUGGUGACUGCUGCAGCUGUAGCCACACAUAUCACAGCACCCAGACAGCUGAGUUUGGAAGGAACCUCAAAAAGCCCCCAAAAGCCCCCAAAAGUCACAUCCCUGCCUCUGGCAGUGAUUCACCCUCUCAGUUUUGCCAAUGCAUUAGGAAAUUAUCUUGGUCUGCUUCAG
Messenger RNA from Oenanthe melanoleuca, 4663 nucleotides. It is a transcript of the gene GPR26, whose product is annotated as G protein-coupled receptor 26. The coding region runs from base 135 to 1148 and encodes 337 amino acids. The record is from RefSeq and is a predicted model, not a curated record. Gene Ontology annotation, molecular function: G protein-coupled receptor activity. Gene Ontology annotation, cellular component: membrane. Lineage: Eukaryota; Metazoa; Chordata; Aves; Passeriformes; Muscicapidae. Gene Ontology annotation, biological process: adenylate cyclase-activating G protein-coupled receptor signaling pathway. The transcript has 3 exons.